AACAAAAUUCUCAAAUUAGCCAGUCUGAUCUUGUCGAUUGGGUAAAACAAACGAUGGAUCUUAAUAUUCAUCAAAGUACUAUUAGUUAUUUAAUAAAAAAUAAGGAUGAAAUUGAAGAAAAUUCCUUGACGAAAAGACAAAAAACAGUUCAAUACCCAGCUCUUGAAAAUAUAUUAUAUGAAUAG
Molecule: messenger RNA, 185 nt
Organism: Racocetra persica
Lineage: Eukaryota; Fungi; Glomeromycota; Glomeromycetes; Diversisporales; Gigasporaceae
Source: the annotation of a GenBank genome assembly